CUUUUCCAUAGGCUGGCAGCAGAGGUUAGGGUGCCACAAACUGGGCCACAUGAGCUUGUGGUGCAGUCAGGCAUUUACAAGUAAAGUCACAAAGUUAGCCGACAUUCCCUCCUGACGGAAAACCCCGCUCAAUGGUCUCAUAAUCUUUCAUUUUUUAAAUUCCUUCUUCCUUGCUGAUGGAUAAUGGGACUUUAACCAUGUGGCAGAUAGCUGAUCAGCUUCCUUGGAUUUCGCUGACGACACUGCUUUGUUUCGCCUGAAGAUGGAAACACUUGAGUCGGAGCUGACCUGCCCAAUCUGUCUGGAGCUUUUCGAGGACCCGCUGCUUCUGCCCUGUGCCCACAGUCUGUGUUUCGGCUGCGCCCACCGCAUCCUGGUCUCCCACUGCACGUCCAACGAGUCUGUGGAGUCCAUUAACGCCUUCCAGUGCCCCACUUGUCGCUAUGUCAUCACCCUCAACAAGAGGGGCUUAGAGGGACUCAAACGCAACGUGACUCUCCAGAACAUCAUUGACCGCUUCCAGAAGGCCUCCGUGAGCGGGCCCAACUCCCCCAGCGAGACGCGACGCGAGCGCACCCUCGACGACGGCACCAUGACCUCGCCAAGCGAGGCGGUGCAGUGCCAGUUCUGCGAGCAGGACCCACCGCAGGAUGCCGUCAAGACAUGCGUCACCUGCGAGGUGUCCUACUGCGAGGAGUGCCUGAAGGCCACGCACCCCAACAAGAAACCGUUCACGGGCCAUCGGUUGAUCGAGCCUUUGCCCGACUCGCACCUGCGCGGGCUCAUGUGUUUGGAGCACGAAGACGAGAAGGUGAACAUGUACUGUGUCACCGACGAACAGCUCAUCUGUGCCUUGUGCAAGCUGGUGGGUCGACACCGUGACCAUCAGGUGGCGGCCCUCAGUGACCGCUACGAGAAGCUCAAGCAAGGACUGGAUGCAAACCUCAGCAAUUUAAUUAAGAGGAACAAUGAACUGGAGGCGCUCAUGGGCAAGUUGAUCCAAACAUGCCAACAUGUGGAGGUGAAUGCAUCACGACAAGAGGGCAAGUUGAUUGAAGAAUGUGAUAUGCUGAUUGAUAUCAUUCAGCAAAGGAGGCAAAUUAUUGGAACGAAAAUAAAAGAAGGCAAGGUUGCAAGGCUGCGCAAACUGGCACAGCAGAUUGCCAACUGCAAGCAGUGCAUCGAGAGGUCGUCCUCACUCAUCACGCAGGCAGACCAAACGCUCAAGGAGACGGAUCAUGCCCGCUUCCUGCAAACAGCCAAAAGCAUCACAGAGAGGAUUUCUAUGGCAACAGCAUCAUCUCAAGUUCUGAUACCUGAAAUCAAUCUGAAUGACACAUUUGACACGUUUGCAUUGGACUUCAGCAGAGAGAAGAAGAUGCUGGAAUGUCUGGAUUACUUAACAGCUCCAAACCCUCCGGGGAUCCGUGAGGAGCUGUGCACGGCAUCGUACGACACCAUCACCGUGCACUGGACUUCGGACGACGAGUUCAGCGUGGUCUCCUAUGAGCUUCAAUACGCAAUUUUCACCGGACAGGCCAAUGUUGUCAGCUUGUGCAACUCGGCCGACAGCUGGAUGAUCGUGCCCAACAUCAAGCAGAACCACUACACGGUACACGGGCUGCAGUGUGGCACCAAGUACAUUUUCAUCGUGAAGGCCAUCAACCAGGCGGGGAGCCGCAGCAGCGAGCCCGGCACGCUGAAGACCAACAGUCAGCCUUUUAGGCUCGACCCCAAGACAGCACAUAGGAAGCUGAAGGUCUCCCAUGACAACCUGACGGUGGAGCGAGACGAAACAUCGUCGAAAAAGAGCCAUGCACAGGACCGCUUCGCCAGCCAGGGCAGUUAUGGCGUCUUGGGAAAUGCGUACAUCGACAGUGGGCGACACUACUGGGAGGCCCUAAUUGGUGGAAGCACAUGGUACGCAGUAGGCAUCGCCUACAAGUCGGCCCCGAAGCACGAGUGGGUGGGGAAGAACGCAUCCUCGUGGGUGCUGAGCCGCUGUAACAACACCUGGGUGGUGCGCCACAACAGCAAGGAGAUGCCCAUCGAGCCGUCGCCCCACCUGCGGCGCCUGGGAGUGCUGCUGGACUACGACAGCGGCUCGCUCACCUUCUACGACGCCGUGGCCUCGCAGCACCUGUACACAUUCGACAUUGCCUUCGCCCAGCCCGUGUGCCCCGUCUUCAACGUGUGGAACAAGUGCUUGACUGUCCUCACUGGGCUGCCCAUCCCGGACCACCUGGAGAGGGCGGAGCUGGACAACUAG
Molecule: messenger RNA, 2269 nt
Organism: Scleropages formosus (Asian bonytongue)
Lineage: Eukaryota; Metazoa; Chordata; Actinopteri; Osteoglossiformes; Osteoglossidae
Product: E3 ubiquitin-protein ligase Midline-1-like
Exons: 10
Coding region: 263-2269 (668 amino acids)
Biological process (GO): regulation of microtubule cytoskeleton organization
Cellular component (GO): cytoplasm
Molecular function (GO): protein binding; zinc ion binding
Source: RefSeq, a predicted model, not a curated record